CUAAAUGAGUGUAGACCUCUCUAGCUGAUCCGGGAGGUGGUUUUGCUACUUAGCCCGUCAUGUGAUUGCCCUGGGCUUGUUAUCCUUCGAUUUUUCUUAUUAUUUUUUUUGUUGUUAACUUGAUUUUCAGAAGCAGCCUACCUACCAGCGCAGAGAAGGCAAGUAGAAUAGGACUUGUAAUCAAAUACCGGUGGUGCGUUUUUUUAGUAGGGUAGGCUGGGGGCUUCUGCAGGGUGGUGGACCCGAACACAAGCUUCCUGUGGAGACUCACUACCAUCUAGCAGAGACGACAGUGGAACACCUUUAAUAGUUGUUUGGAGACGUCCAGAGAAGGAGUUCUCUCUCUUCACCUGGGUCGUUGCCGCUGGUUCUUCUUUUCAGUCCUUCUACAAAGAAGAGGAUUUCAAGGAAUAUACUAUAUGCCACAGAUUAAAAGGUCUCAAAUGCUCGGUUAACAAUGGGAUCUACGAACCACUGAAGAGCCUCUGACAAAGGAACAAGGGAAACAAGAGGAAAGGAGAGGAGAAAAGGAGAGAGAGAAAUCAAAGGAGAGGGGACUCUCAGAGAGAGAGAGAGAGAGCGAGCGAGAAGGAGCCCCUAUUGAAAAGAAAAGCGGAGGUUGGGUCGGGUAGGAUCAGCUUUGUGUCUGUCGGUGUGUGGUUGGGUUGCAUGCUGUCCUCUCCAGGGGACAUCCUCCUUUGUGUGAGAGAUAGUUAACAAAAGACAAAGAAUGCCCAAUAAACAGAGAGGAGAGUGUCGAGCGACGGAAGAGGCUAGAGCGUGGAUGCCUGGUCUGGGGAGCUUAGCUGUGGGUUGCAGGGCUAGUGUGUUGCUGCUACUGGCUCUCAUGGUAACUCUGGCUCAAGGGGCCUGGCCACUGGAUCAAUCCCAGGGACAGGUGGAGGUGCUGGGGGACAUGAUGGUGGACGGACCCGGGGAGCUGGAGGCCUCCAUGCACUCCUCCAUACUGUCAGACUUCCAGGCGGUGGAGGCCUUGGAUCCGGUGGCGGAUGCAGUUCAGCAUUCUGCAGUAGGAGCAAGGGGAGUGUCAGGAUUCCCUGACUCGUCUGCUGUGGUUGGCCGGGUGUUUCAGAUGAAGGUUCCGGUGAAGACGGACCAUACCAGGAACAUGGUGAAGAUAACUGAGUCAGGCAAGGAGACGUUACCAACAUGGCUGCACUGGGACUGGGAGAGAAACGUCCUACAGGGUCUACCACUGGGUGAGGACAAGGGUGUCCACUAUAUCUCCGUCUCCGCAUCCAAUGGCAGCCAGGAUAUCUUCUCCAUCGAGGUGCACCCAGAGGAACACGCUGACACUGACCCAAUCCAGGUAGCCAUCCAGUCAGCGUCCAACAACUCCAACAACGAGGUAGAGCCAUUCGUCUGUGGCAACGAGGAGCCGGUGACGGUGCUCACAGUGAUUCUGGAUGCCGACCUGACCAAGAUGAGCCCCAGACAGAGGGUGGAGCUGCUGGGCAAGAUGAAGAAGUUCUCUGGCGUGGCGCUCCAGCACAUGAAGAUACUUCCCGUGGUCAACAACAGAUUGUUCGAUAUGUCCGCCUUCAUGGCCGGACCAGGAAAUGCCAAAAAGGUGGUUGAAAACGGAGCCCUGUUAUCCUGGAAGCUGGGCUGUUCCCUAGACCAGAGUAACGUCCCUAAUAUUAGUAGCGUCCAGGCGCCGGCUAAAGCGGGCACUAUGUCGGCUCAGUUGGGAUAUCCGGUCGUCGGUUGGCACAUCGCCAACAAGAAGCCUCAUAUCCCAAAACGGGUGAGGCGCCAGCUCAACAAUACCCCUACUCCUGUUCUAGCUCUGCUUCCCCCAACGUCUGUCGUCGAGCCCCCCGUUCGCAUUGUACCCACCCUGUCGUCACCUGCCAUUGCUGCCCCCACAGACAGCUCUGCCCCACCCAUGAGAGGGCCUGUGCCCUUGCCCAUGAAGCCCACGAUCCGUGUCAGAGACUCAUAUGCCCACACUCCCACUCAGGGUGCACCCCUGCCAACCAGAGUGAUGGAGUCCACUAGUACCAUCUCCAUUGAACCCACCAUGACCAGGCAUACUGUUGUGGAAUCCACUCCGACACUCCCUCCACCCACCACAGUCGCCACCAGAAAGCCAACCAAGAAACCAAAGAGACCGAAGACCACUCCGAUGCCAAGGGAGCCCAAGACCACCACAGCCAAACCAGCCAGGCGCACUACCCCAUCGUCCAUCGUGCCUGACCCAAGAAACGAGAAACCAGAUCUCCGCAACCCCAUUGAUCAGGUCAAUGCCUUCGUGGGCACAUAUUUUGAAGUGAAAAUCCCAUCCGAUACUUUCUUUGACAAGGAGGACGGUACGACAGACAAGUUGAGGUUGACAUUGAGGAUGAACCACAACGAAGUGGUCGGAGAUGAUUCCUGGAUACAGUUUAAUAGCACAAGUCAGCUGCUGUAUGGUCUACCUGACUCGAACCACAUCGGGAAGCACGAGUACUUCAUGCAGGCCACCGAUAAGGGCGGUCUGAAUGCAAUCGAUGCCUUUGAGGUCCGUGUGAACCGCUGGGCUCCCAACGAUAAGUCCCCGGUCUUGUUCCAGGCUCGCUUCCACGGGGAACCUCACCAGGUGACCAACGACAUCCACAAGAAGAUUUUGCUAAUCAAGAAACUGGCGUACUCGUUCGGGGACCGCAACAGCAGCACGGUCACCCUGAGAAACAUCACCAAGGGAUCCAUCAUGGUGGAGUGGACCAACAACAGCCUCCAGCAGAACCCCUGUCCCAAGGAGAAGAUCCAGACCAUGUCCAGGAGGAUCUCUAACGCCCAGGGAAGGCCCUCCCAGACAUUCAUCUCCACCAUGGAGCCUGAAUUCAAACCCAUCGACAUCAAGGUCAAAGGGACAGCCGCCUGCCGGAACUACAUGUUCGUGCCGCCGAGUGAAAUCACCAUUCCUUUACCCCCGGCCGUCACCCCGGCGCUCGGCGCCGGACGCCAGAGCACGGACGACGUCUACCUUCACACGGUCAUCCCUGCGGUAGUGGUGGCGGCCAUCUUGCUGAUCGCCGGCAUCAUCGCCAUGAUCUGCUACCGUAAAAAGCGCAAAGGAAAGCUGACCAUCGAGGACCAGGCUACCUUCAUCAAGAAGGGGGUACCCAUCAUUUUCGCAGACGAGCUUGACGACUCCAAGCCCCCUCCGUCCUCCUCCAUGCCCCUCAUCCUGCAGGAGGAGAAACCCCCACUGCCCCCGCCUGAGUACCCCAACAUGACCAGUCCAGAGACCACCCCCCUGAACCAGGACCUUCUGGGGGAGUACACAGCUCUGAGGGAUGAGGAUCCCAAUGCCCCUCCCUACCAGCCUCCACCCCCUUUCACUGUCCCCAUGGAAGGCAAAGGCUCUCGUCCAAAGAACAUGACCCCCUACAGAUCCCCACCACCUUAUGUGCCACCCUAAGGUUAGCUGGCUCCUCCAGAGGAGGAGAGGGGAAGCAGGGGGACUUGUAACCGUCUCACACCAGUGUUGUCUGUUUGGAAAUAAGGGGUGUGAGGAGGAGGGUAGAGGCUCUGCAAAGUGGCAAUGAACUUCGGACAUUUUGGGUUGGGAGGGUUUUGGGCUGAUCUGAUCAAGGCUGAGUUAAAGUUGAACGAUGGGAGGGAGGAAGAACUAGGUGGUAGCCUCGGCAACGAUAGCCACAACAAUGACACUAUUCAGUCUCUCGUCAUCUCAUUGGUUACAGCUGAACAGCUAGAUUGAGAAGACACGCCCCUCCUGUCCCAGCAGCUUUUUUCUCCAUUUGAAACUAAAUGGCCUUUUGUUUUAUUUUGUGUCUUUUGGUUCUGGUUUUCUUCUGUUUUUGACUUGACUUUAAGAUCAAACUACUUGCCUUUUUUAAUCUUCUUUUAUCUUGAAUAAUACAAGAGGACAAUAAACAAACACACUGCAGGCAAAAAGGUUUUUAAUGAUGAGAUAGAGAGUUCUAUGAAUGAAAACAAACACAACAUAAUCAUGUUGAUCUGGGACAGCCAACCCUGCAGACAGUUAAACACAGUGGUUGAUUGAUGUGGCGGUGGCUGUUUGGAUUCAAUAAGGUUUGCCUUUUAACACUAAUUGUAUGUUUUUACCCUUAUUCACACAAUGUCUAGUCAAGAUGAGCAUAACAAGGGUAGCCUAAAAGAAUAAUUAGAAAUUACUAUUACAUUUUUUUUUUUUUACUUUAUAUUUUUAAGGUUAGAUUAGAUUAGAUAGGAUUGUUUUGGUGGUGGAGCAGAUCUCCUGACUGAAAUAGCCUGCAGGAUCUCUUUUUCCCCCAAUCAGAAAGGAACGGUACACCUAGUAGGUAGGCCUAGUCAGGGUUAGUGAACGUUAACAUGGAAGCAAUGACAACCAGAUAGUUACCCUGGUUACUACCAGAUGGUUACCCUGGUUACUACCAGAUGGUUACCCUGGUUAUUACCAGAUGGUUACCCUGGCCUGGUUAUUACCAGAUGGUUACCCUGGCCUGGUUAUUACCAGAUGGUUACCCUGGCCUGGUUAUUACCAGAUGGUUACCCUGACCUGGUUAUUACCAGAUGGUUAGCCUGGCCUGGUUAUUACCAGAUGGUUACCCUGGCCUGGUUAUUACCAGAUGGUUACCCUGGCCUGGUUAUUACCAGAUGGUUACCCUGGUUAUUACCAGAUGGUUACCCUGGCCUGGUUAUUACCAGAUGGUUACCCUGGUUAUUACCAGAUGGUUACCCUGGCCUGGUUAUUACCAGAUGGUUACCCUGACCUGGUUAUUACCAGAUGGUUACCCUGGCCUGGUUAUUAUCAGAUGGUUACCCUGGCCUGGUUAUUACCAGAUGGUUACCCUGGCCUGGUUAUGACCAGAUGGUUACCCUGGCCUGCUUAUGACCAGAUGGUUACCCUGGCCUGGUUAUUACCAGAUGGUUACCCUGGCCUGAUUAUUACUAGAUGGUUACCCUGGCCUGGUUAUUACCAGAUGGUUACCCUGGCCUGGUUAUUACCAGAUGGUUACCCUGGCCUGGUUAUGACCAGAUGGUUACCCUGGCCUGGUUAUGACCAGAUGGGUACCCUGGCCUGGUUAUUAUCAGAUGGUUACCCUGGCCUGGUUAUUACCAGAUGUUUACCCUGGCCUGGUUAUUAUCAGAUGGGUACCCUGGCCUGGUUAUGACCAGAUGGUUACCCUGGCCUGGUUAUUAUCAGAUGGUUACCCUGGUCUGGUUAUUACCAGAUGGUUACCCUGGCCUGGUUAUUAUCAGAUGGUUACCCUGGCCUGGUUAUUACCAGAUGGUUACCCUGGCCUGGUUAUUACCAGAUGGUUACCCUGGCCUGGUUAUGACCAGAUGGUUACCCUGGCCUGGUUAUUACCAGAUGGUUACCCUGGCCUGGUUAUGACCAGAUGGUUACCCUGGCCUGGUUAUUACCAGAUGGUUACCCUGGCCUGGUUAUGACCAGAUGGUUACCCUGGCCUGGUUAUUAUCAGAUGGUUACCCUGGCCUGGUUAUGACCAGAUGGUUACCCUGGCCUGGUUAUGACCAGAUGGGUACCCUGGCCUGGUUAUUAUCAGAUGGUUACCCUGGCCUGGUUAUUACCAGAUGGUUACCCUGGCCUGGUUAUUACCAGAUGGUUACCCUGGCCUGGUUAUUACCAGAUGGUUACCCUGGCCUGGUUAUGACCAGAUGGUUACCCUGGCCUGGUUAUUACCAGAUGGUUACCCUGGCCUGGUUAUGACCAGAUGGUUACCCUGGCCUGGUUAUGACCAGAUGGUUACCCUGGCCUGGUUAUUACCAGAUGGUUACCCUGGCCUGGUUAUUACCAUAUUUCUUGUUUUUACUUUGCCUGAGUUUCCCAAAGCCACCCAAAAUCAUUCAAGAGAGAAAUAUAACACAAUCCAAUGCCCCUUUUUACUAUUCUUGUUUAAAGUGUGUUAAAAUGAGUAUCAUGAUCCGAAUAUGAUCAUAACAUUGACCAUUUGAAUGCCAUUUUGCCUUUAUGGCGAUGCGACAAGUGUCUUCUGUAAAUAACGAUGGAUCGGCCUGUGUGUAUUUUUAGUCCCCCCCCCCCC
Messenger RNA from Oncorhynchus nerka (sockeye salmon), 6038 nucleotides. RefSeq names its product dystroglycan 1-like. Gene Ontology annotation, molecular function: laminin binding; calcium ion binding. The transcript is spliced from 3 exons. Gene Ontology annotation, cellular component: basement membrane; sarcolemma; dystrophin-associated glycoprotein complex. The coding region runs from base 731 to 3427 and encodes 898 amino acids. The record is from RefSeq and is a predicted model, not a curated record. NCBI's taxonomy places the organism in Eukaryota, Metazoa, Chordata, Actinopteri, Salmoniformes, Salmonidae. Gene Ontology annotation, biological process: nerve development; axon guidance; morphogenesis of an epithelium.